Molecule: messenger RNA, 1563 nt
Organism: Clupea harengus (Atlantic herring)
Lineage: Eukaryota; Metazoa; Chordata; Actinopteri; Clupeiformes; Clupeidae
Gene: drg1
Product: developmentally regulated GTP binding protein 1
Molecular function (GO): GTPase activity; GTP binding
Source: RefSeq, a predicted model, not a curated record
CGCGAUGCCAACAUCAUCAAUGAACAGCAUGAGAGCACUGGCUUCAGGCCUACUGUAACAUCGAAAGGCUGCUGUCAACGUGGAAAAUAAUUUUGCUGUAGCUGACUAGCUACCUAUAUAAUUUGUUUUAGUAGUUGGUGUACACGAACCGGCAUCAAAAUGAGUUUACUUCAAAAAAUUGCAGAGAUCGAGGCCGAGAUGGCUCGGACCCAGAAGAACAAGGCCACAGCUCACCAUCUGGGUCUGCUAAAGGCUAAAAUGGCCAAGCUGAGGAGGGAGCUCAUCUGCCCUAAAGGAGGCGGCGGAGGUGGCCCGGGAGAGGGUUUCGACGUGGCAAAGACUGGUGACGCCCGUAUCGGGUUUGUGGGCUUCCCGUCAGUGGGCAAGUCCACGCUGCUGAGUAACCUGGCGGGCGUGUACUCAGAGGUGGCUGCCUAUGAGUUCACCACCCUCACCACCGUGCCCGGGGUCAUCCGCUACAAAGGUGCCAAGAUCCAGCUCCUGGAUCUGCCUGGUAUUAUUGAGGGAGCCAAAGAUGGUAAAGGCAGAGGGAGACAGGUUAUUGCAGUGGCACGCACCUGUAACCUGAUCCUGAUCGUUCUGGAUGUACUGAAGCCCCUGGGCCAUAAGAAGCUGAUCGAGCACGAGCUGGAGGGCUUCGGAAUCCGCCUCAACAAGAACCCGCCCAACAUCGGCUUCAAGAGGAAGGACAAGGGCGGCAUCAACUUCACCGCCACCUGCCCUCAAACUGAGAUGGAUGCUGAAACGGUGAAAAGCAUCCUCUCCGAGUACAAGAUCCACAACGCAGACGUGACCCUGCGCUGCGACGCCACCGCAGACGACCUCAUUGACUGUGUGGAGGGCAACCGGGUUUACAUCCCCUGCAUUUACGUGCUCAACAAGAUCGACCAGAUCUCUGUGGAGGAGCUGGACAUCAUCUACAAGGUGCCUCACUGCGUGCCCAUCUCUGCCCACAGCCGCUGGAACUUUGACGACCUGCUGGAGAAGAUCUGGGACUACCUGCAUCUAGUGCGCAUCUACACCAAACCCAAAGGUCAGCUCCCCGACUACACAUCUCCGGUGGUCCUACAGGACAGCACCACCACAGUGGAGGACUUCUGCCUGAAGAUUCACAAAACCCUCAUCAAAGAGUUCAAACAUGCGCUGGUGUGGGGGUCGUCCGUGAAGCAUAACCCGCAGAAGGUGGGAAGGGAACAUACGAUGGACGAUGAGGACGUUAUCCAGCUGGUGAAGAAGUAGAGAAAUGGGAAAAGAACCCAAGGACGCUGAUGCUUUGCAUGAUUUGUUUCGUGUUCUGGGGAGUAAACUCACAGGGGCCAGAAAAAGACAUCCACAAUGCCGUAGUCAUCUGGUGUUUGAAAAGUAGAAAAACCACAGCAGUUGCAAAAAAAAACAUUGUAAAUAAGUACAUUUAAACCCCAAUCCCUAGCCUUAUCCACACGCCUUGUGUCAUGCUAGCAAACCAUUGGAGAGGGAGUAAGGUCUUGUAUCCCCAAAUAUGUGUUUUAAAAAGGCUUACAAAUAAAGAUGCGAAAUAGCUCA